This is a messenger RNA of Dichomitus squalens LYAD-421 SS1, 1443 nucleotides long. RefSeq names its product kinase-like protein. Gene Ontology annotation, biological process: peptidyl-serine phosphorylation; intracellular signal transduction. The transcript has 7 exons. Lineage: Eukaryota; Fungi; Basidiomycota; Agaricomycetes; Polyporales; Polyporaceae. The record is from RefSeq and is a predicted model, not a curated record. The coding region runs from base 1 to 1443 and encodes 480 amino acids. Gene Ontology annotation, molecular function: ATP binding; protein serine/threonine kinase activity.
AUGGGCGACUCUUCACCCCGUCGUAGCUCACGCCAUGUGAACAGAAGUAAGCCGCCUGCAUGGGCUUUGGCUGAGAUCCGGGACGAUUCCAAGGACGACCUAGGACGCCAGACCCCUUCAGGCACCGCUCCAGUGAUCGCGGCCAAUGGUUCUGCUCUCCAAGGAGUAACAUCCAAGCCAUCUAAGAUGACUCACCCGUCGCAGUUCACGUUCAAGAAGGAGCUGGGAAGCGGAUCAUGGUCGACAGUUAUGGAGGCCACCCAUGUUGCGACGGGCAAACCAUACGCUGUCAAAAUCCUGAGCAAGGCGCAGCUAAUCAAGCUGAAGAAGGUCAAGUACGCGACGGCAGAAAAGGACGCUUUGGUGAAGUUGUCAGGGACACACCCUGGGAUCGUGAGGAUGCACGCUGCUUUCCAGGAUGAUACCUCUCUCUACUUCGUACUAGACCUCGCUCCCCAUGGCGACUUGGCUGAUCUAGUAAAGAAACACGGCUCGCUCUCUCUACGGAUGGGCAUGGUGCACAGGGACUUGAAGCCAGAGAACAUGCUGCUGGAUAGCGAACUGCGGAUCAAGCUGACGGACUUCGGUUCAGUAUAUGUAUCGCCUGACGGCGACCUUUCACCUCGGGCCAGUACAUUCGUCGGGAGCGCAGCAUACGUCUCGCCCGAGCUCCUCAACCGAGCCUCGAAGACGACUAGCAGCAGUUCCGAUAUAUGGGCCAUCGGCUGCUCCACGUACUUCAUGAUCGCCGGCACCCCAGCCUUCGCAGCGAUCAACGAUUACCAGAGCUUCCGCAAGAUCGAGGCGCUCGACUACACAUUUCCUGAAGGGUUCUACGACAUUGCCAAAGACUUUGUGCAGAAACUAGUGGUGCUCGACCCAUCCGACCGUCUGGGGGUCGAGCCCAAGUCGUCCCCGUCCGAACUACGCGGUCACCCACUGUUCACGGGCCUCGCAUACUCCACGACUCCAGAAGAGUCCGACGGCACACCAGUGCGCUGGGAUACCCUCUGGACCGAUCCACCGGUACCUCCAGAAACUGGGAUUAUUGGGCCUGCCCCUACCGCCGUGAUCCCGGAGGCCGAGGACGACAGCCUGUGGGACAACGUCGUGCACGAGUUUAGCCUCGUGGAUGUGAAGUCCGCACGCGCAAAUGCAAACGUGAACGGGGGACCCUUCUCCCCGAGCGAUCUGCUGAUGCCUACUGCUGGGCCGGUGGACGUGCCUCCUGGUGCGGUACCGACGGAGGUCGUCGAGACUGUUGCGGUGGGGAAUGCACGAAGGUCGGAGCAUGAUGGGGUUGCUGACGGCGAAGGCAAUGCGGCCGCUAAGUAUACCGUCGACGGGCACGCUCGGGCUGUCGCUGCUGUCAACGACGGCGAUCCCGCCCGCGGUGAUCUUGGACACGUGGCCGAUUCGAUACUCAUGGAGAAGGACUGGUAG